This is a messenger RNA of Temnothorax curvispinosus, 5004 nucleotides long. It is a transcript of the gene Su(var)3-9, whose product is annotated as eukaryotic translation initiation factor 2 subunit 3-like. The record is from RefSeq and is a predicted model, not a curated record. The transcript has 4 exons. Gene Ontology annotation, cellular component: eukaryotic translation initiation factor 2 complex; nucleus; cytosol. Lineage: Eukaryota; Metazoa; Arthropoda; Insecta; Hymenoptera; Formicidae. Gene Ontology annotation, molecular function: protein binding; tRNA binding; zinc ion binding. Gene Ontology annotation, biological process: positive regulation of translational fidelity; formation of translation preinitiation complex. The coding region runs from base 221 to 2362 and encodes 713 amino acids.
UGUGACGGUUGACUACAGGGCGCUGUUCCAAGUUCCAACGCAUCUGAACGCAUCGUGGCUGAUCGUGGCUUAAAGCUAAAGGACGUCGACGUCGUCGACCAGACGAUCCGGUUCUACGAGAAACGUAGGCAAAACCUCAAGACGGACUCUACGGAAGGAAACGGUCCUGCUAGACUAGAGGCGACCUGAGUGAUACCGUAAUCGGGGAGACUCGCGGAAGAUGGGCAGCGAGGAAGGACUAGGCGUAACCACCGGCCAGCCGAAUCUCCACAAGCAGGACCUGUCGAAGCUCGAUGUUAGUAGAUUAACUGCGUUGUCGCCUGAAGUGAUCAGUAGACAGGCUACAAUCAAUAUUGGCACUAUUGGGCAUGUAGCGCAUGGAAAAUCGACAAUUGUGAAAGCUAUUUCGGGAGUGCAGACUGUUCGUUUUAAGAAUGAACUAGAGAGGAAUAUUACUAUUAAACUUGACGCGGUGGAUUGCGGUAGCAGCGGUGAAUCGGCAGGUAUACCUAGCAGCGUAGAUUGCAAAACGUCAGCCGUUAGCCAAAAACGACACCUCUCCCCUGCUGGAGGCACUGACGCACCGUCGUGCGCCAAGAUGCUCAGACUCUUCAACACAGAAGGCCGCAACAACAUGUCUCAUCGAUUGGACAGCAGAAACUCGCUCUGUUCCACUUCUUCCUCCUCCUCAUUGGUGUCGUCUAUAUCAUCGUCAUCGUCAUCAUCUUCAUUAUCAUCAUUAUCAUCGUCAUCGAGACGCUUGCGAACGCGGCAAGUACCCAUCACGCAGCAGAUGCUCAAAGCGUUCCACAGCAACUCUCGCACGCGUAGCAAAAGUACGAACGCGAGGGAUCCGGGUAGCGAUGGCCGACAAUCCGACUAUGAGGAAUUGUCAUCCGAUGGUAGAUUGUCCGCGCGGGAGGACGUUACAAUUCCGCGUCUUGAACUGAAGGAGGUGCGAGUGAUGUUGUAUGAUAUCAUGCGCAGUGAGAAGCAUUAUAAAUCACCGGCAGUGGCGCCCGACGAGACCUCUCUUGUGUCCAAGAAGAAGACAGAACUCUGGGAGGUAGAAAGAAUCUUGCAGAAGCGCGAACAGAAUGGGGAACCGUCCUAUCUAAUCAAAUGGAAAGACUGGGACAUUACGUACAAUUCGUGGGAACCGUUGCGCAAUCUCGUCAACUGCGAGGAUCUGUUGCGUGAAUUUCAUGACGAGCAGCAGAAAUUGAUUGAUCAGUUCAAGGCGAAGGCGAAUUUCUAUCCGGACAUGUGCGAUGUUGAGCUCUUUGUGGAUCAACGACGGCAACAUAAGAAGAUAAUAUCGAUCGUUGAAGCCACAUCCGCCGCUGCCGUCGCCGUCGCCGAGGGUGGGGUAUACGACGAUAUCCGACGUUUCUUAAACAAUUCGUCGCAGAGUAUCAGACUGGAGGGAAGGAUCAAACGGCAGAUAUUGCGCAUGCUGUUGAUCGAGCUGCGGCGCGAUCAGCUCGAGUCACUGCAGGAUUGGGAAAACGAGAUGAACAGUAUUACAAAGGGCAAACCGACGAUACAGGUGGAGAACCUGGUGGAUCUGGAGAGCGCGCCGCAAGACUUCUACUACAUCGACAGCUAUUUGCCAGGCGCGGGCGUCAUAAUACCGGACGAUCCGCCGAUCGGUUGCGAGUGCGACGGCGAGUGCGGAACCGGCAAAAAGUCCGGCUGCUGUUUCGCGCAGGACGGUGUCACGUCGUUGCCAUACACGUCAGCGCGCCGGAUACGCGUGCCCCUGGGUACACCUAUCUACGAGUGCAACAAACGUUGUGCCUGCGACGCGUUGACCUGUCCGAAUCGGGUGGUGCAGCAAGGUACCGGCACGCAAUUGUGCAUUUUCCGUACGAGCAAUGGACGUGGAUGGGGCGUGCGUACCCGGCGCGCGAUCAAGAAAGGCACUUUCGUUACCCAAUACGUUGGUGAGGUGAUUAGUAAUGAGGAAGCGGAGAAGCGCGGUAAAAAAUACAAUUUGACCGGUCGUACAUAUCUCUUCGAUCUCGACUACAACGAAACUGACCAGUGUCCGUACACCGUGGACGCUGCCAUGUACGGCAACGUCUCGCACUUCAUCAAUCACUCGUGCGACCCCAAUCUCGGAGUCUACGCAAUCUGGAUCAACUGCCUGGACCCAAAUCUGCCGAAUCUCGCACUGUUUGCUAUCAAAGACAUCAAGCAGAACGAGGAACUCACGUUCGAUUAUAUGUGCCAGACGCCACGCGACAACGCGAAGAGGCAACAACUGCUGAAAGACAAACCGGAGGGCGGAAGUGCCGCUACGAAAAACAGGAUGCUUUGCAAGUGCGGCGCCGCGACGUGCCGGCGGUAUUUGUUUUAAGGAGCAUGCCUGCCGCGUAACUUUCACGAGCGUCAAUUGUUGACCUUGAUUAACUCUCUCAAUCUUCUUUCUUUUUUUUUUUGUACAUAUUACCGAGUUAGCGAUGACUAUAAUUUGAAAAGAAAAAAUGCACUAUGAUUGGAAUAGUAACUUGACCAAAAAGUUAUAGUUACUUUUCAAACUUAUAGUCUGCGGUUAUCUUCUUAAAUUUAUUUAACUUGAAAGUGAUUUUAUUGUCGUAUACAAUCGCGGUAAUUUCUCAAGUUUUAAUAAAUUAUCUAUGUUCCUUUAAGUGCUGAAUACUAAAAUAAUUAAUCAAUAUUAUAAAAAUGAAACAGUCUUUCAAGCGAGGUAAUAAAUAAAAGAAAAAAUUUGAAAACUUAAUAACUGAAGUUACUAUUGUGUCUCAUUGUAGCAUGUACAUUGUAGGAUGUACUAUUGUGUUCAUAAUUCACAAUUGUUACGAUGACAUUGAUUAAAACUUUACCUUUAUUUUUUGACGUCUGCCAAACAAAUGAGACUUUAAAGUACAAACUUGCAAACUUUAAAUUGUGAGAAUUUAUCGUCGUGUAUGGGUUAGUGGAGAGUCGUGGAUGAGCAUAGAAUAAAAAAAUAAUGCUAGGAGCUUAACUAGGAGAUGGAUGUGACUGCACAUAGUGACAUUUUAUGUGAAUAUUGCCAUCGAAUAAUAAUAAUAAUGUUGAGUUUCUUGAAUUGUUAUGUGGUAUGUAUACUGAAUUGUUAUAUGAGAGAGUGUGACAAAGCUGUUUGUCGGUUUUGUUUUAACACGUUCUAUGCUCAUUUUUAUAUUCAGCAUAAUUGUACAAAAGUUAGACGCAAACGCGAGAAAUAUGAGGUAAAAAUUCGCGUUUUUUAAUCGCGUGGUAACGUGGGGGCAGUAUCAAGUGGCUUUUAUCGUAUAUUGGUCAUAUAUUUUGUAUAUUAAUGUUGUUUUUUUAGUUUCUUUUUUUCUUUUCUUAGAGAACGCAAGUAUAUAUUCCUUGCGUGUAUCAAUACGUAUUACAUUUUGGAUGCAUCAAGUUUGCAGUGUCUUCUGAUUAGACUUUCAGAGAAAGUCGAGAACCUUGUUUGUUUCACCUUUUAAAUCUUAAUAAUUCAUAUUUAAUUAAAUGAUUAGAGACAUUUAAAGAAACAAAGUUAAAGGGAGGAAAACAAAAAGACCUUCUCGAAAGAAGACAAGAGACGUUGCGAAUGUGAGUCAUUCACCUGAGCGCAUAAAUCAUAUGUUAAAAAAUGAUACUGCUAUAGUGAAAACGUGUGCUGACACAUUUUCGGUGUCUUGAUGUUCACCUCAGCACGUUGAUUGUAAUAUCAUCAUAAUUUAUAUUAUAGCCGCGCGUCAUAGAAUUUAUGAAUAUUUAUUUUGAUUUUUGCUCGCCACACAACCGCGAGUGUUCAAUAAUUUGUCCGUGGGUGCAACUAGGGUCUUUAUUCAUAGAGUAAAGAAAUAGAAUCUUUGGUACUGCAUUUCUGGAAUGCGUCGUCCGAUUUAACAUGUAAAUUUUACGAUAAACGUGAUUCAACGCCACGGGCGAAGAAGUGUUCUAUUUUUAUUCCAAGAAAUUGCGUGUUCCAAUUACUUCUAUAUUGUAUAUUUUGUACGGUAAUUGAUAGUCACUAGUAAAUCUUCGUAAGGGUUUCUGGAGAUUGGUGUAAUCCCGGGAGUCGACUGUUUACAUUCUGAAUAGCCAAUUAUUGCAUUUAAUUAAUUAAGGUACACAUUACACGAUGUAUAAAGCCUAAUUCGACAGAUUCAUUAUAUAGUUAAGAGUUUGAUCGCGUUGAAAAAUUCAUUGCUCAAAUAUGCUUUUUUGUAAUAAUAUCACGCAGUUAAUGAUACGGUAGUAAAUGGUUAUUAUUGCAUUGCAGUAUUAAAUAAUUAAUGUUUUACGUUGUCAUUGUAUCGUUUGAUUGCUACCACAUCGGAACGUAAAGGGUCGACGUAAAUUUAUAUACAUGCGUUAGUUGUUAAAAAUAAAUCAUUACUUUUAAGUUGUAUGUCGUCUUAGAGCUUCAGGACUGUUUCGGAAUAUAUAUGCCACUCUGUCGUCAUAUUCUCUUCACAGAGAAUCUUAAUCGGUGACUAUUUUCUUACAUCUUUUCACGCGCGAAAAUCACGCGAAUACGUCACGAAAAUACGUUUUAUAUUUAUGGCCUAUGACACAGUUUAUACGUACAAGUCGGUAAUAUAAGAGAUUACAGUUAAUAGUUAAGAAAGCAUAAGAUUCCUGUAAGAUACUAUAAGAUUCAUGCACAUGUCGUUGUCUUGUCGAUGGAUGAAUCUGAAAAUAAAAUCUCGCACGAGGUGAAUUACAAUGUCGCGUUUAUCUCUUUUGAUAAAAUUAAUCUAUUAUCGCAGAAAGAGUCUAUGACAUGAUAUAGUCGGUUUAUUUUUCCAUGGAACGAGUCGAUGAGAUUAUUUCGAUGACAUUUCGAUAUAGUAAUAUAACACAUAUGGCUAAUUUUAGCUUAGAAUUUUUAUGAUGAAUCAAGGAAGCCGUCUGAUGAAUGUGGGCGACAAGCAACGAGAAACGUGGAGUAUCAGAGACCAUUAUCUGAAAAAUGUUUGUUUUUUUUAAUAUAUAUAUGUAUGCUUUUGGUAUUAAAAUUCUUACAAUUUA